Schistocerca cancellata (South American locust) is the source of this 762-nucleotide messenger RNA. Its product is annotated as periaxin-like. The transcript has 3 exons. The record is from RefSeq and is a predicted model, not a curated record. Bases 1 to 762 code for a protein of 253 amino acids. Lineage: Eukaryota; Metazoa; Arthropoda; Insecta; Orthoptera; Acrididae.
AUGUCUCGUCAGUAUCAGAGGUUUCUUACAGAUGAAGAGGUGUCAGCUAUAAUAAAUGAAGCAAGUGAAGUUGAUGAAAUUGAUCCAGAAAAAGAUGAUAUAGUUGUGACAUACAAUAGUGACACAGCAAUUGAAAAUGUGUCAAGUUCAUGGAGUUCAUCUCCUGAUAAACAGCAUUACGCUGAAUACCCGGCCCUCGAAUACCCGGCCCCCGAAUACCCGGCCCCCGAAUACCCGGCCCCCGAAUACCCGGCCCCCGAAUACCCGGGCCCCGAAUACCCGGGCCCCGAAUACCCGGGCCCCGAAUACCCGGGCCCCGAAUACCCGGGCCCCGAAUACCCGGACCUCCAAUACCCGGACCUCCAAUACCCGGACCUCCAAUACCCGGACCUCCAAUACCCGGACCUCCAAUACCCGGACCUCCAAUACCCGGACCUCCAAUACCCGGACCUCCAAUACCCGGACCUCCAAUACCCGGACCUCCAAUACCCGGACCUCGAAUACCCGGACCUCGAAUACCCGGACCUCGAAUACCCGGACCUCGAAUACCCGGACCUCGAAUACCCGGACCUCGAAUACCCGGACCUCGAAUACCCGGACCUCGAAUACCCGGACCUCGAAUACCCGGACCUCGAAUACCCGGACCUCGAAUACCCGGACCUCGAAUACCCGGACCUCGAAUACCCGGACCUCGAAUACCCGGACCUCGAAUACCCGGAGCUCGAAUUCCACAUUUCUGAAAAUUUGAAUGUUGUUGGUUGA